Messenger RNA from Saccostrea echinata, 2004 nucleotides. RefSeq lists its product as uncharacterized. The transcript has a single exon. The coding region runs from base 1 to 2004 and encodes 667 amino acids. Lineage: Eukaryota; Metazoa; Mollusca; Bivalvia; Ostreida; Ostreidae. The record is from RefSeq and is a predicted model, not a curated record.
AUGGAGGGUAUGCAACACAUGUCAGAGUUGGUGUUUAUGGUACUCUGUCGUAAAUUGGGGACCUCAGAACAGGUGACUAUGAGGCGAGAUAUAAGUGAUUUCAGGGAAAUGAUGAUUUUGUUCAGUGAAUCGAGCAAAGAUUUUCGUAUAAUAUUAAGUGGAAGUUAUAAGGAAGGAUUUAGACUGGAUGAGUCUGAUAGGGACGCUAUGAUUUCGCUCGAUCAGUAUCGGGUUAUAUGGAAUUUAUCUCAGAAUCAGGAUUACAACAGAUAUACACUGUUUCUUUCUGACUGUUCCGAAAGCCCGCCAGGAUACACGCUGCUUCAGUUGCUCUUACCAGCCAAAUUAACAGUAAAAAUCUGGGCCUCAUGCUUUAGAAUGUAUGAAAAAUACUAUUUAUCUAGUUUUAAAUUUCGAGAAAAUAUGCACUUUCCAUCCAGGCCGGAUUCACACGUUCAUGGCCCCUGUAGAAGUGGAAAUUUCAAAGGAAUAGAAUUUGAUGAUGCCUACUGUUUUGCAAGUGAUUUCUGGCCUCCGUCUACCUUAGCAUGGAUCGAUAGAUGUCACUCGUGGCCGAGCCCGCAUGUAGUUGAUGAUAUUGUCAGGAAUGGAUGUCACUUUGUAGCAAUAGGGCACAAGCAAGGAAAUCACGAGGAAAAUGAAUGGAGAAUUUCAUUCUCUUACGCAGAACGGAAACUUGUGUACUGCAUGAACCACUGUCAAUUUCUCACGUAUGGUUUACUCAAACUAAUUCUUAAAGAAAUUAUCAGGGAAAAUAUAGAAGAAAGCUUACUUUCCUCUUAUCACUUGAAAACAGCUGUAUUCUGGGUGAUUCAGCAAAAUUUAAUACCUGACUGGUAUCCACAAAAUCUUCUGGAGUGUUUCUGGGUCUGUUUUAAACGCCUUCUUAAAUGGGUGUAUGAAGGUGUGUGUCCUAACUUUUUCAUCCCAGAAAACAACAUGUUUUUAAAUAAAAUAUUCGGUAAAUCUCAAAGGGAGUUAUUCCUAGAAUUGCACGGACUGUAUGAGAAGGGUAUAGCAUUGCUGCAACAGAGUCAUUCCGUAAGAUCCUUUACUAUAGAUUUUUUUUGUAAUCCCAGACAAUGCAUGUCUUUUAAUCAGCAAAGUGAAGAUUGGGAGGUUGUGUUUGAUUCAGACCUAUUUAGAGAGAUAUCUAAUAACGAUGCAAUAUUUACACAAAAUCUUAAUCGCUGCUUACAUCUCCUACGAUCAAUGGAAACGUUGAUAAAUUUAUAUCUUAAAAACUAUACAAACUAUCAAAUUCUCAUGGCACAGAAACUUACAGUCACCAUUCUCCAGAGCACAGCUUUUGUGUUACACAGCAGGUGCGCUAACAUUGUAAUGAACAAGUUAAUGUAUAAAGCUGACAAGAUAUCAUGUUAUAUGUUGAAACUAGCUGCGAAAAUGGGGUUCGUUUCUGAUAUCUUGUACCUUGUGAUGUAUUAUUACAAGACUUUUCGACACAUAAAAGCACGAAAGAUCCUAGAGAUAGCAAAUAACGAAUUUCAGCAACCCUAUCUUAUGUAUAUGAGUGACGUAGAUAUCAAUAUAUAUACAGCAGAAGUUGGGGGUCAGUCUUGUUCUACAAAGAUGAGGAGAGCUGUUGUUGGGGACAUCAGGCUCUCUACAAACAUCCAUUAUAUUGAUGAAUUAAUACAUGAGCAGCGUCUAACGGGUCAUAUCGAGGGAACCAUACAUAUAUCACCAUUUGUUAUGUUACUCAUGCUAGAAUUCUUAUGUUACAGAAAAUUUGACGAAUAUAUUGCGGCAGUAGCCAUUUAUGAUUUAAAGAAUUUAGUUGAAGAGGGAGAUUUGAUUCGCCCCUGUACAAGAGACAUAUGUUGGCAGAUCUUAGGAAUUUGUCAACAGCUCCAAGGUGAUCUUUGGGCUGCCCUGUAUUCAUAUCGCGAAGCAGCUAGACAGGAUCUCUUCCACAAUUUAAAAAAGGCCACGGUGUUGAGGAUACGAAGUCUUGAUAAAUGA